CAACCUUUUGGCCAAGACACAGGCAACAUGAGGAGAAAUGAAGCAACGUCAGAUUCAGGCUUUAUAGCCGCUAGUUCUUUGAUGUCUGCUCGGUGUGUCAGCACUAUAAACUGUUUCUGCUUGAUGUUACUGUUCACCUUUUGCUUAUUUACUUUGCUCCCUGUAUAGGGGAGCAAAGUACACAACUAGAAGGGGCAGGGCUAAGAUGAGCUACACUUUGAAAGCAAGUCAAUUAGCUUGCCUCUUCAGUUCAGUCCAGUCCAUCAACAUGUUUGCCUCAAUCUUCUUGAUAUGGCUCUGCAUUGUAUUCUUCAUCUUUCUACUCAAAUCCCAGAGGCCCAAGAACUUUCCCCCAGGACCCACUAUCCUGCCGAUACUAGGGAACAUUUUGCACAUGAGCCUAGAGAACCCCCUGAAGGACUUUGAGAGGCUCAGGAAUACUUAUGGGAAUGUCUACAGUCUGUUCCUUGGUACCAGACCAGCUGUUAUCAUCAAUGGGAUGAAGGCCAUGAAGGAGGCUAUGGUGACCAAGGGCACUGAUUUUGCUGGACGACCCCAAGACCUGUUUGUCAAUGACGCCACCCAAAGAAAAGGAUUGAUUUUGGCAGAUUAUGGCUCUAUUUGGAGGGACCAUCGUCGCUUUGCUCUGGCGACCUUGAGGAACUUUGGUCUCGGGAAACAUUCCAUGGAAGAGAGGAUUCGGACAGAGAUACAAUACACCAUUGAUACACUGGAAAAGAGUAUUGGUAAUACCUUGAAUCCUCAAGUUAUCUUUCAUAGAGUGGCCUCCAACAUCAUCUGUCAGGUUCUGUUUGGUACACGCUACGAGUAUGAUGAUGAGUUCAUCAAAGUGAUUGUUCAAUGCUUUACUGAAAAUACCAAGAUAACCAAUGGACCAUGGACUGUGCUGUAUGACUCUUUCCCCAUUAUUCAUGACCUGCCGCUGCCCUUCACUAAGGUCUUUAAGAAUGUUGAGACUUGUAGGAAUCUUGUGAUUGGUUUGAUGAAAGAGCACAAGAAGACCAGAGUCCAUGGAGAGCCGCAAGACUUUGUUGACUGCUAUCUGGAUGAACUGAAUAAGAGAGGCGAUGAUGGUUCUAACUUUUCAGAAGAGCAACUGAUUAUGUAUGCUCUAGAUCUUCACUUUGCUGGGACAGAUACUACCUCCAACACCCUGCUUACUGGUUUCCUCUACCUUAUGACCUACCCACACAUACAAGAGCGUUGUCAGCAGGAGAUCAACGAGGUGUUGGAAGGGAAGGAUCAGGCCAGUUUUGAUGACAGACACAACAUGCCUUACAUGCAGGCUGUGAUCCAUGAAGUGCAGAGGAUAGCCAACACUGUUCCACUCAGUGUCCCUCACUGUACAACUAAAGACACAGAGCUCAUGGGAUAUUCCAUUCCCAGGGGCACACUGAUCAUCCCUAACCUGACCUCAGUGCUGAAUGAGGAGGGACAAUGGAAAUUCCCCAAUGAAUUCAAUCCUGAAAACUUCCUCAAUGACCAGGGAGAGUUUGUUAAACCAGAGGCCUUCAUGCCUUUCUCUGCAGGUCCUCGUAUGUGUCUCGGAGAGGGUCUGGCUCGUAUGGAGCUCUUCCUCAUCAUGGUGACCCUACUGAGGAAGUUUAAGUUCAUCUGGCCUGAGGAUGCAGGAGAGCCAGACUACAUUCCAGUCUAUGGGGUCACGCUGAAUCCCAAACCUUAUCGCAUGAAGAUCCAACUCAGGGCAACACAGUGAGGCUGUCUGCAGACACACAGACUGGCAUUUGCUCUUUCCUUAGUUGUCGGCUGCCCUAUUCACAGCAGUCACUAUCUAAAUGCUAGCUAUGACAGCUAAAAACACACAUGGUGAAUUAUGCCAGACGUCAUGUCUACAUCAUAUCUGUUUAGGUUACAGGUUACAAUGUGCUUUUAAUGUACUGUGUGUUCCAUUAAGUAGACAUAGACUUACUAGAUACUUUUGAAUUGAGACUGUCCUCCCAGGAAGAAUGACAGCAUCAGUCUUUUGAUAUGUAAUUGAUUCAUAUGGGAUUGAUAUGAUGUAGGCCAUUCUGGCCAAUCUAUCUUUUUAGUCUGGAGUGGAACAUUUAUUGCAAUAGCAUUUUAAUGAUAUGCAUUUAUGAGUUAAAAAAUAAAUGGCAAUAUUAACCAAAUGUUAUCAUUCUCUGAAGAAAUAAAUUACAGUUAACAUGCUAAUGUGCCUAAAUACCAAAAUGACAUUACUUAGAGAUUACAUGUUUAUAGCAACUGUGGAAUAAAUAUAGAAGUGCAAUGGU
Molecule: messenger RNA, 2276 nt
Organism: Perca flavescens (yellow perch)
Lineage: Eukaryota; Metazoa; Chordata; Actinopteri; Perciformes; Percidae
Product: cytochrome P450 2F2-like
Exons: 11
Coding region: 206-1738 (510 amino acids)
Biological process (GO): xenobiotic metabolic process
Cellular component (GO): cytoplasm; intracellular membrane-bounded organelle
Molecular function (GO): oxidoreductase activity, acting on paired donors, with incorporation or reduction of molecular oxygen, reduced flavin or flavoprotein as one donor, and incorporation of one atom of oxygen; iron ion binding; heme binding
Source: RefSeq, a predicted model, not a curated record